This is a messenger RNA of Coccomyxa subellipsoidea C-169, 899 nucleotides long. Its product is annotated as transmembrane ATPase. Gene Ontology annotation, molecular function: proton-transporting ATPase activity, rotational mechanism. Lineage: Eukaryota; Viridiplantae; Chlorophyta; Trebouxiophyceae; Coccomyxaceae. The coding region runs from base 154 to 495 and encodes 113 amino acids. The record is from RefSeq and is a predicted model, not a curated record. Gene Ontology annotation, cellular component: vacuolar proton-transporting V-type ATPase complex. Gene Ontology annotation, biological process: proton transmembrane transport. The transcript is spliced from 4 exons.
UUUCGAGCAGCAAUAUUAGUCUGGGAGCUGUGAGUUGUGGUAGAACUCUUAGCGAUGCGCUUGUGAGAAAGCCUGCUGCACAACACCUCAACAUCUGGAGUGGAAAAGGGCUCAAGAAAACCUUUUGACCCUUGAUUCUCGAGAAGGAUUCCAAUGCAGAUCUCUUCGGGCCAAGAUGGCAUCCAAAGAUUGCUUGCUGCCGAGCAGGACGCUCAAGCCAUUGUCACAGCGGCACGGAAAGCGAAAGCUGACAGGCUGAAGCAGGCCAAGCAGGAAGCUGAGCGUGAGAUCAAGGCCUACAAGGCCCAGCGUGAGGAGCAGUAUCAAAAGCGCAUUUCCGAUGACUCGACAAGCUCUGGUGCAAAUGUGAAGCGGUUGGAGUCAGAAUCUGCGGCUACUGUGAAGACUAUUGAGAAGAGCAUUGCAAGCAAGAAGAAGGAGGUUGUGGAGACCUUGCUGGAGUAUGUCACCAAGGUCAGCUUCCCCAAGAAGUGAGGAAGCUUAAGGCGCGUAAGUUAAGGCUAGCUGUCUGAAUAGUGAGCCUCAAGGGCUUGGGACAGCCGGUGCAUGUCUUCACUAGGGAUUCCUUACAUUCCUGGGAUGCCAGUGACAACUGGAAGGCCAUUGUUGGACGCCGAGGGGUGCUCCCUGAGUCCGUGCCGUCCAGAUUAUGACAUUUAUAUGGGCUGACAUCACGUUAUACGUAUAUGGUCAUGAGUGAUAUCACAGGCAAAUAUGGCAGGAAUCGCUGCACAUAGUCGUGCAGAGAAAUGAGCAGUGACAUCAGUACUGUUUGCUGAGUUCCAUUGGAGGUCCUGCUCGUCAUCAGUGGCCACUUUAAGUGUGACAUCGACACAGCCCCACUAUUGAAGUAAAAUUUAAUCGAGUACUCUCCAUAC